Molecule: messenger RNA, 756 nt
Organism: Kwoniella shivajii
Lineage: Eukaryota; Fungi; Basidiomycota; Tremellomycetes; Tremellales; Cryptococcaceae
Exons: 2
Coding region: 1-756 (251 amino acids)
Source: RefSeq, a predicted model, not a curated record
AUGCCUGGUGACUCGUUCACUGGCUUCGCUUCCGAUGAUGGUACCCGUCGACAGUUCACGGUACCCCAUACUGCAGGUUCGCCUUCAGUCGAAGCGACCAUUAUCUCUGGGCAACGACACGACCACUUGAUACCUGGAAUUCGUAAGGUCUCAGGCUCCACCGCUGGGCCACCAAGAUUUGAAACUUACAUCAGCGGGAGGUAUGCCGUCAUGGGUGCAAAUAUGACCCGCCGCACCAACGUACACUGGGAUCCUUGCGAGAAUCUGGAAAUUGCGCGGUAUCAUGCUUCAGCGGCAUGUCCUAUCUGCGAUAAAUACUCAGACGACCCGCAGACCCAAGAAUGCUAUAUGCGAGUACCACUUGAUCCCACAAUAUCCCUAUAUUCAACCGAUGCUCUUAUAGAAUGUUCCGCAGGUCACGUUAUUAACGCACCAAUGGAAUAUAUCAAAAGUAAUCAUGUUCCUGGAUCAUCGUAUGCUGACGUCGUUUCGAGGAUGGAAUCGCGUUGUGAAGAGUGUAUUAAACAAGAUAUCACGUCAAGACCACCAAGAUGGCGAGUGUUGGAUGAUUUUAAAUAUCCUUCCUACAUGAAUGAUUCCCGCCGAUCGACUGGCGCUCAACCCGUUUCAUCCAUCACGGGAGAUGAGGAGGAACUUCCCCAGACACUGGAUCAUCUUCGGACCUUUACCAUCAAAGAAGGUGAUAUUGAUCGUCGUUUUAGUCUCCAAGACGGGUUGGUAGUAACAGAUCAAUAG